AUGUCAACCCCGGCUUCCUUCACCCUGGACGUUCCAACCGUCCUAUGUAUUGCAUUCUCUCUGUCAUUGAUGCCAGUGGCGUACACUCUAUGCCAGACCCUUGUCCCAGCCAACAAGACACGCGACCGCGUCUUGUUCUUCUGGCACGCCUACGAUGCCCUCACCCACAUUUUUAUUGAAGGGUCCUUCCUUUAUGAGUGCUUCUUUAGCUACACAACUGCUGUCGGAACCAGCAACGUCGAACCCUUCUUCUUGAACCGUCCGGACCGCAUUUACGGCCCGGCCUAUGGCACAGGCCCCAGCUCGCGCCUGUGGCAGGAGUAUGCGAAGGCUGACCGCCGCUGGGCUGGCGCUGAUUUGACUGUGGUAUCAUUGGAACUGCUGACUGUCUUCCUUGGCGGCCCAGCCGCAGUGUACAUCUGCUACCUGCUUUGCCAGUCAUCAAACGAGAAGAUCAGUGCCAGGUCCCGUGGCAGCGUCAAGGCGACAUUAUGGCUCGUCUCCACUGCACUCGCCACUGCGGAGUUGUAUGGUGGUUUCAUGACUUUUGCGCCUGAGUGGUUGACUGGUAGCUCCCAGCUGGCUACCGAGGACCCCGUCUACCUCUGGCUGUAUCUGUUCUUCUUCAACACACUGUGGGUAUUCAUCCCUCUGUGGGUGCUGUGGGAGGCGGCCAAAGAGCUCCGCGCUGCCUUUGUCUCUGCAGAGGUUCAGGUAGAAAAUAAGAGCCAGUGA
This is a messenger RNA of Penicillium antarcticum, 735 nucleotides long. RefSeq names its product EXPERA domain-containing protein. Lineage: Eukaryota; Fungi; Ascomycota; Eurotiomycetes; Eurotiales; Aspergillaceae. Gene Ontology annotation, cellular component: membrane; endoplasmic reticulum. The transcript has a single exon. Gene Ontology annotation, biological process: sterol metabolic process. The coding region runs from base 1 to 735 and encodes 244 amino acids. Gene Ontology annotation, molecular function: cholestenol delta-isomerase activity. The record is from RefSeq and is a predicted model, not a curated record.